Molecule: messenger RNA, 1878 nt
Organism: Eimeria mitis
Lineage: Eukaryota; Apicomplexa; Conoidasida; Eucoccidiorida; Eimeriidae
Source: RefSeq, a predicted model, not a curated record
AUGACCCAAACACACCAUCCAGUCGAAGCGGAUCAACAACGACAGUCCUUCAUUUCAGCAUCCCGCCUCGCAAAUACUGCGUUUCAAGCCGUUGGCCCUGUUUCGCCGGCGCACUCACGCCAGCUUGGACGUGGGCGUGGACACAACAUACUGCGACGGCGGGGGCCGCAUCGGGGAAAGUUUUUAGCUGGAGCAGUGGCAUCCAUUGUUUCCCUUGUGACGGUUUUGGCUUUGUUGGCAUUGUGUCGGAGCAGCCAACGAAGAUUCGAUUCCCGAGCAGCAGCGCGACGCAGACUUUCAGAUACGGACGAUGAAAGCGAGCGUUCCAAUAUUCUAGAGCAAUGUCUGGAUUUGGAAGAGGAACUUGGCCGUCGGCCUACUGCUCCAGAACAUGCUGAUGACGCACGGGAAGCAAAGGAUAGGCUCGCCGCCAUGCUGUAUGAGUCUUCGGCAGCAUUUGAAGGGAGGAGGGUGCAUGCUUCACGCGGCCUGCGAGGUGAAGUUAAGUUCCCUCCAUAUAAGGUUCCCCGGCUUAGUGAGCAAUGGGCAUCUCCGCAAUACCCGCAAUUUCCUGUUGGCGCAUUUUGGCCACACUCUACUGAAGGGGCAAUGGGCAGUGCUGCGGACACUUUAGAUGCAGGUGCGUGGGAUCCGGUAUAUUCUGAGCUAGUGUUUGGCGGAUACGGGGAGCAACAGCAUCUUUCACAGCUGGACGAAGUGCCAGGGCUUCAACAGGAAGCCUCGGGUUUCACCACACGUCCACCAGGCGCAGCUGCUGGGCUGAUCCCCUCUUCUUCUGUUGGCGGGGCACACAGGCGUGAAGCCGCUCUGACUCCGGAGGGCUGGCUCGAUGAGCCUUUAGCAAACAUGUAUCCGCAAGCCCCCCAACAGCUCGCAGUGGGCACUGGAUGGAGAAAUCGAAUGCGGGAAACAGUUUCGACAGCUACCAUCGAUGCAGGUUAUGUAGGAACGUCCAGUGAAGGUGCAGGUAGAAUCGGCGCUAGGGUUGCAGGUACAGCCGCUGGCAAGGGUAGGGCGGUGCCUUCCGUUCGGGGGAAAGCAGUGCAACCGCAUAAACACCGGACACAAACUGUUGCUGUUAAUUUGGAUGCAGUAAAGGGGUCUGCGUCUGCUCCGGCUGUGCGGGCAACAAGUCGUGGAGGCACAGGACAAGCUGAGGCACCAGACCUUCGUCAGCAUCCUUUUUUUCGGCUGCCAGUGGUAAAUCCGAAGGACAUCCACAGAACCUUUCGGAAGGAGUAUGCCCUUUCAAUGUAUUAUGGUAGGUCUACUCCGAUGGAGUCGUACAUGACAAUGCGCAAUUUAUUUGCCAAGGCUUCGCUGACGGCAGAAGACGUGGAGCUACUCAUGACGGAAGCCGAACUAUUGGCAAACUAUGCAGCAGACAGACUGGGCAGGGAAUGCAGAAGAUGCACCGCCAACUACCUGGUCCUUAAACUGUCGUCUCUGUUUAUGGCAUUUGACUACCUUGUAUGCACAAUUGAGAUCCUGGGGAGCAAGAUGAAUACCGGCACCUGGUGGAAAGAAUUCACGCAGAAAUUCCGCACGGAAUAUCUGCUUCCUGAAUCAGCACGGACACAAAGAGGAAAUACGCUGCACAAGCUGGUUAAUCGACUCAGUUCUGCACUGGCAAUAUAUAGGCAACAAAGGCGCCCGGCAGUCGAGGAAGUAGUUGAUCUGAAGAGGAUCAUUCUUACCAAUCCGUACAAAGGCAGCCAAUUUGCUAACCCUCUCUGGCAGCUGUGGAUACUUGACGAUGCGGACUUCUUUGGCUCUAACGACGAUUUGAAAAGUUCCUCUGAUGGCAGCUGUGGAUACUUGACGAUGCGGACUUCUUUGGCUCUAACGACGAUUUGA